AUGAAGGCCUUCGCGGUGUACGUAGUGGUCGCUGCGCUGUGCGCGGGCGCGUCCGCGCGCAGCCUGCUGCAGCUGCCUGGGGGUGCUGCGACCCAGACUGUGCUGAGCGAGUACGGAUCAAAGACUGCUGACACGAUCAUUGCAAAGGGCGGCGACCAGAACGCGGCAAACCUGGCCGCCAAGCAGGUGGCGGAGGCAGCCACCAACGGCGCCAAGAACGCCGCCGCGCGCCCCGGCACCACGGACGCCCAGAUCGCCGCCGCUGCCCGCAACGCCGCCGCCGCCGCCCUCAACAAUGCCGUGGCCAACCUGCCAGCAAUCUCCAAGACUGCUAACCCCAGUGGCGUGACCGGCCUCAAGAGCGAUGUGCAGUCUGUGGUCAGCUCGGUCUCCCAGAAGGCCGCUGAGAACGUGGUGAAGCAGGGCGGCAGCAAGGACGAGGCCAACAGGGCCGCCCAGGCCGCCGCAGGCGCCGCUGUCUCCGCCGUGAACGCCGCGCAGAAGCAGGGCAACUCCUCCAACCUCGCGAAGGUCGCAUCGACGGCCGCGGCGCCCGUGGUGGACGCGUUUGCAAAGGACAAGGACGCCAAGCCCUCCGUCAGCCCUGCUGCUAAGCCUGCGCGCGCUGCGGCAGCCCCCGCCGCCGCCAACGCGACCGCCGGCAACACCACCACCGCUGCUAAGGCUGCAACCCCAGCCAGCGCCACGAACACCACCGAUGACGUCGCCAACGCCACCGAUGGCAUCGCCGCAGCCACUGCCAACGCGACAGAGGCCGUCACCGUCGCUGCUGCCAACGCGAGCGCCGCGGUGGCGGCGGCCGCCAACACGACCUCCCCUGCCUCCGCUUCCCCUGCAUCUGGAUCCCCUGCCCCGGCCACUACUGCCCCCAAGAGCAGCGCGAGCCGCGCUGCCGCCGGAGCCGUCACUCUGGUUGUGGCUGGGCUCCUGGCUCUUGCCCUGUAA
This is a messenger RNA of Monoraphidium neglectum, 966 nucleotides long. RefSeq lists its product as hypothetical. The coding region runs from base 1 to 966 and encodes 321 amino acids. The transcript is spliced from 6 exons. Lineage: Eukaryota; Viridiplantae; Chlorophyta; Chlorophyceae; Sphaeropleales; Selenastraceae. The record is from RefSeq and is a predicted model, not a curated record.